CUGGAUGUGACACUGUUUUUCUGAUUGUUUUAUUCAGAUCAGAUUUUUUUUAAUUUACAGAUAUGUUUCCCUCCAAUAUGUCUUCCUCUAGUGAAGAUCAUGUUCUGUAGAAUCAGCCUGAGAAGUUUUCACUAGUUUACUUAUCUUGGAGGCGAUCUCAUCUUGACUUUUUGGUGCAUUUCUUUAUAACAUGCUAUUGUCUCAUUAAAGUCUCUACAGAAUGGACUCCGUCUCUCAGAACCUGAAAGAUGAGAUCUCUAAGCUGCUGAAUCCUCACAGAGUGUGUCUCGUGACUCCUGUCAUCCUCCACCCCCCCGCUCAGACAUGUGGGAGGUCGGCCAGCAGGUUUGUGGUUCUGAGUCUGUGGAGAGGUUACCUGUUUAACAACAAGCCACCUGUCAGGAUGGAGAGCACCUUCAGCUACUUGGAGAUUUGCUCCAUCAACAUUCACAGUCUCACUCAGGUUGUGUUGGAGACAGACCGGCAGACUCUGUCCUUCAGUGUUUUGCAUGUUGAGGAUCUGGAGGCCAUGGUGUGUCACAUGACUGCCUCUCUGAAGAGGAUCUUCCCCGACUCUUCUCCAGGAAAGCUGCUGAAGACGGUUCCUGCUGAUCUGCUGCAGAGAAUCCUCACACUGACGGAUGAGAUCGAGGAGCAGCUGAGCAGCCGGCCGGGCUCCUGUGGAGGAUUCUCUGAUACCUACGCUGCUCUGUGUGACUUCAACGAGAUGCCGUUCAGAGAGGAGAUCCAGUGGGAUAUUGACAACAUCUACUACAUGAACAACUGGAGAGAGUUCAACCUGCAGGACUUCAGCCACUUAGACAGCAGAGACUUGGCAUUAGCAGUAGCAGCUCUGUCUUUCAACCAGUGGUUUACCAAGAUCUACAGCAAGGAGCUCAAACUGUCAGUGGACAUCCAGCAGCAGCUAACCUUCCUGCUGUCCAGAUCCCCCAGUCUGGAGGAGCUCUCACUGGAGGCCAGCGGACUCAAAAUGGACUUUGCAUUAAAGAUGGCCACUGCCCUGCGGGAGCACCCCUCCUCCACCCUGCAAUCCAUCAACCUCUCAGGCAACCCCCUGGAGGACAAAGGUGUCAUAGCUCUCAGUCAGGAGCUGGGGAGUCUAGCUGGAGGACUCAGACUCCUCUCUCUGUCCCGGGUAUCAAUGACUGCUAGAGGUGCUGGAUGUCUGAGUCAGGUGUUGUCCUCCACUCAGCUGUUCUCAGCGUCUCUGACUCACCUCGACCUGUCUGCUAACCCCGGCAGCAUGGGCAACGAGGAGGCCACGUUUCUCUUCAAGUUCCUGUCCAGUACUAACUCUCUGUCUCAUCUGGAUCUCAGUGAUACCAGCUGCCCUCUGGACACGUUAUUUGUUUCGCUGUCUGCUGGAUGCUGUUUCAAACUGAUGCACCUCAACCUGGCCAGGAAUCCUUUCAGCCACAGGAAGGUGCGGGAGGUGACCAGGAGCAUUGGGCAGUUCUUCAGUCAGAGCUGUGAGUUAAAAUAUGUCGGCCUGUCUGCAACCAAACUACCUCCACAAGCUCUCAGGUUAUUACUACAGGGUCUGGCCACCAACAUUCUUCUAUUAGGUUUAGGGUUGGACAUCAGCAGCUGUGAGCUUCGUUCAGCAGGUGCUCAAGUGAUACAGGAGCAUAUCUCUGAAGUUACAGCUAUCACAAGUCUGGAUAUCUCUGACAAUGGUUUUGAGAGUGACAUGGUGACUCUGGUUCUGUCUGUGGGUCGAUGUCCCUCUCUCCGGCAUCUCACACUGGGAAGAAACUUUGCCAUGAAGUCCAGACCUCUCACUGAUGUUCUUCAUCGUAUAGCUCAACUCAUUCAGGAUGAAGAGUGUCCCCUGCAGUCUCUCUCAGUGAGUGACUCUAAGCUGAAGGCAGGGAUGCACAUCCUGCUAAGCGCUCUGGGGGGGAACGCUGCUCUGACUGAGGUGGACAUCAGUGGAAACAACAUUGGAGACACUGGAGCCAAAAUGCUGGCCAAAGCCCUGUUGACAAACACCACACUCAGGACUCUAUCAUGGGACAGAAAUAAUGUUACUGCAAGAGGUUUCCAGGAUGUUGCUGAUGCCUUGGAGAGGAACUUCACUCUGCAGCAGGUGUCUGGCCUGGCUGAUAUCACACAGAGUUACCGCGGCAACCCCGACAGAACAGAAGAGGCCCUGCACAAGAUUCAGAGGUGUUUAGACAGAAACAACCAAAGACAAUCUGACAGAGUGGAUCUCCAGCUGUUUAAAGCCCAGCAAUCUGAGAUGCAGGUCCAGGGUCUGUGUCUGCAGUUAGAGGACAGCCUUCAGCGUUUAAACCCCGGCAACCCUCAGGAGGUCCAGGCUGAAGUCCUGACGGCACAGGAGGUUCUGCACAACGCCAGGGAGUCCUUCAAGCUGCUUCCCACUCUGUAUGAGGAAGGCAGGAAGGCUGCCCCUGAUGGAGGACUGGUGAACUGCAUCCUCACUGACGCUGCUGCAUCACUGGCUGAUGAGAUCAACAGAAGCAUACAGGGUCUGGCUGAAGGCCUGAUGAGGGGGGCGGAGGGGGCGUGUCCUUGGGUGGUGCAGCGCUCCAGUGUGUGCGAGGGUCUGUCAGAGUGUGUGUCCAAAAGAAGCAGACAGACACACACUUUCCUGAGAAGCACUCUGGUGGAGAACACAGGGCAGAUCAUCAGCAACAGACUGCGAGACCUCAGACAGACGUUGAGUGUCUCUCUGGCUGAAAGCAUCAUGGAACAGGUGCAACAGGAUCUCAUAAUGGCACAGGACAGAGUGAAUAUCCUUUUAAAAGAAAAUCCGUGCACCUCUCUGAAAAUGAACAUCCCAGAGCUUCGACUGAUUGACAGCGACUUCCCAACUGAUGAUUACAGUCCAGCGUGUUGGAGAGACAGUUUCCACUCCAAGAGCCUGAGGCCUGCCGCUUCCAUAAAGAGUCUCCUGGAUGCAGACUGGGAGCAGCAGAUCAGAGGAGGAGGUGCCAGAGAAGAAGGGGGAGGAGGAUGGUGCGGUGUCCCUCUGUUGUCGACAGCAACCCCCAUGUCAGUCAGGUCUCCAAGCCCCUCCCCGUCCCCCCCGGGAAUGAGGGGGAGGAGGCGGAGGGAGGGGGAGGCGGCAGCAGCGUUGGAUGCUGCAGCAGCGAGAGGAGCAUCGUUCAUUCCUCCUACCAGCCCCCCCCUCCUGCGCUCCAUCUCCGCUGCAGAGGAGGAGGCUGCCGGCCGCGGAGGCUUACCCAGACGACAGGCUCCCUUCCCCGGCUGCAAGCCCAGCCCAGGCUCCCUGCUCAGCUCUGGACCCCCUGCUUCCCCAAUGGAGCCUCUACCCACCCAGGGACAGACUCUGAGGCACUACACAGCCUCCCGACCACGGCCACGACGCACACAUACACAGCCCCCGUCCUCCAGGCCUCAGGAGCCUGUUUUAAAGGUAGAGCCGGAGAAUGAGGCCACUGAGGGGAUGGGCCGAGUGGAUGAAGGAGUAGAGGAGUUCUUCACCAAGAAAAUCAUCCCUGACUAUGCACUAAAAGGUCGGUGGGAGGAGUCAAUCCCUGCCCCAGCCACUCCCCCAGACUCAAGCUCCACCCCCUCAGCCUCAACCCCCUUUUCCUCUUCGUCUGACAAUAUCACCAUCUCCCCCAGCACCACUGUCACCUCUCCCUCUGUCCCAUCCACUGACACAUGCUUUACAUCCACUGAUGUACCCCUCCUCUCUACAUCCUCCACUCCCCCCGCACCCCCCUCUUCUGUCACCCCCACCACCACACUUCCCACCAAAAACAUCAAGAAAAAGUUUGGCGACUUCUUUGCCUUCAAGAGGGCUCGAGGCGGCCGAGCCCCCAAGGCAGGAGGGGGAGAGGGAGGAGGAGAGGGGGUGAAGGUCAAAAGGACCUCUAUCGCAGACCUCAUCCGACCCCUCCGCGAGGCCAAAGAGAGGGAGAGGGACAAGGGGAGAGGGGCAAGGUCAGUGGAGGAUGCUAACGUUUGUAAUGAUGCCGCCACCACAGAAGGAACCGCUGCCCCGGGCCAGCAUCCUGCAGGCGAUGCGAAGGGAACGAUGGCGCCUGCCAAGACUUUAACCACGACGACGCCUUCCAGUGACACCACUCCCUCUUUCCCCAAUACCGCCACAAGCCCCGACCUCACCACUGCCACACUAUCCAAUCUAACAGGAGAGGCAGUUCCUCUCUUGCUAGGCCCCACCUCCAGUCCUGUAGUCACCUCCCCUCUCACGGAGCAGGAGAGGGGCGGGGUGCAGAUGAAGGAGAUGUUGGGAGGGAGUCCGUUUGGAGAGAGGAGACUCAAGGUGACCAAGAGGUCGCUGAGGGAGGGAAAGAGCCAGAGCCUCAUCCUGCUGACAGGGUUAGAGCCUGAAGACAAGGAUGACACACACAGUAAGAAACAUGCGUCUGAGAGCACGUCUAGUUUUGAACAGAGGCUUCAGGUGAUGCUGCACAGAAUGGGCGUGGCCAAAACUCCACCUGCUGACACCAAGACCAGUCAGAAUAAAGACGAGGAGCUGAGAAAGGCCAACUCUGAAGGUGCUAUCCUGGACAAGCCUGUACCUCCUCCCACAUACAUGAAGCCCAGAACCAUGUCCACGUCAUCAGCUGACCCCAGACAUCCAAUGAGAGCGCUGGACCCCAUCAGACCGGACCCCCCUAUUCACCCAAAACCCACCGUUCACGAGCGCCCAGUCGGCCCCCUGCCGCCUAAACCUGCCGUGGCAGCCAAGCCUCCCCUCCCCACCCCGGCCUCUCCUGCCGGGGGGGCAACCCGUCCCUCCUCCGCUCCCCCCCCCAGCAGCUCAGCAGGGAGGGUGCAGCUCAGACACAUCCAUGACGGCCGGCUGAGCGAUACUACAGCACAGAACGGCAGCCAGGAGCGGCCCCCGGGUGCAGCCUCCGCUCUGUCCCCCAGGAAGGAGCUGCUCCCCUCUGCUCCGUCAGCCUGGAGGGGGCCCGGCACACAGGAGCGCUCGGAGAAAGCGCAGUCAGUGACCGACGAGAGUCUUCCUAAGACACGGCAACACUUGAAGCCCGUUCUGAAACGCAGAGCUGUGUCAGUCCAUGAGGACACUCUGGCCAUGACGCAAGAGCUGAAGGCGGUGCUGCAGAGGUCUCCUAUCCGUUUCCGCGGCUCCAGAGGAGACCUGCCCCCCUGCACUGAAGACCCUCCCUGUGUGGAGGAAGCACAGAGAGCUCAGGAGGCCGGUCACGCAGGGAAACAAGAAGAGAAGAGGAAGACUGUCCAGGAUGAAGAGGAGCUGAAGGCAGAGAGAGGCAGGAUGGGCUGUGGAGCUGAAACAAAGCCCCCUCCCCCAGGCUCAGCGUGUCCCUCCUCCACAGAAGCAUCAGCAGCCCGACUCUUCAGUCCAACUGCAGCCUCCGACAGACCCCCACCUGUCCUGGAGAGGCUGAUCCACGGCCUCCAAAAGCCCCCUGUAACCCCCCCGUCUGAGCAGAAGAGCCCCAGCACAGGCCCCCGUUUCCCUCAAACUCUAGAAAAACGACUACUGUCCCCACCCUCCCAAGAAAAGACCCCCGGCACAAUCUCAACUAUAUCUGAAUCCCAAGAAAACCCACGAGUUAGCCCCCUGUCCCUCAAGAAGAAAAGCCCUGGCACAGCCCCCCCCCCAGAGGAGGGGAGGAACAGCACACAGGAGGAGCUCUCUAAACAGCACACAGUGAAGGCAGCAGACCAAAGAACUGAGCCCCCUCUGUCCGAAUAACACAAACACGGACUUAAAAAAGGACAUAAGACGCACCUGGGCAGAGAGGGGGGCUGUGACAUCACUGAGAUCAGGAUAUAGGAGGGUAUACCAAGUCUGAGAACAGCAUGAAUGUUGUACCCCCCUGUAGAAAGCUGCUGUGUCCCGUGUCAGGGUGCUCGCUUUGAAAGUCUCAGAACCAAUACCCUGUGUCCACACAGCGUCUCCACGUCUUCACAACGUUGCUGUUGCGUGACAGGCUAGCAUCGCCCCUUUUCAUUUUAUUA
Molecule: messenger RNA, 5991 nt
Organism: Gymnodraco acuticeps
Lineage: Eukaryota; Metazoa; Chordata; Actinopteri; Perciformes; Bathydraconidae
Gene: carmil2
Product: capping protein regulator and myosin 1 linker 2
Exons: 41
Coding region: 221-5725 (1834 amino acids)
Biological process (GO): regulation of Arp2/3 complex-mediated actin nucleation; cell migration
Cellular component (GO): lamellipodium; plasma membrane
Molecular function (GO): protein binding
Source: RefSeq, a predicted model, not a curated record